AGCAGCGAGACGUGCUCGAGAUGAAGACGAUCUUCAUCCUCUUCGCUGUCCUCGGGAUAACAGCAGCAAAGGCUGUUCCUGCCCCCCGAAUUAGCGUACACACACGCAACCUCCAGGAUGACCUCAAUGACUUCCUCGUCCUGAUCCCCGUCGACGAAAUUGUCGCUAUCGUCACCGAUCACUUGGCCAACGACCCUGAGGUGCAGGCUGCUGUUCAGUACAUACUCUCCGAUGACUUCAAGAGCAUUGUCCUGGCCAUCGACGCUCUCCCAGAAUACAUUGAUUUCCUCAACUACCUGCAAGAGUCCGGCCUCGAUGUCUACAAAUACGUGAACGCUCUACACGACUUCCUGGGACUGCCCCAGCUUACCCCUCCAUCCAAGCUGAGACACACCAGGAGCAUCCGUUCCAUGGUCGACGAGAUUCUCGCCAUCUUGCCACUGGACGAACUCCGCGCUCUGUUCGACGAGAAGCUGGAAACCAGCCCCGACUUCAAGGAGCUCUACGACAGGAUCAGGUCUCCCGAAUUCCAGUCGAUCGUGGAAACUCUGAACUCGCUGCCAGAGUACCAGGAGCUGCUUCAGAAACUGAGGGACGCUGGCAUCGACGUCGACGCAUUCAUUGACCUGAUUCGCGGUCUUUUCGGCCUCAAGAAGGCCAACCGCAACCUCCAGGAUGACCUCAAUGACUUCCUCGCCCUGAUCCCCGUCGACGAAAUUGUCGCUAUCGUGCUCGACCACUUGGCCAACGACCCUGAGGUGCAGGCUGCUGUUCAGUACAUACUCUCCGAUGACUUCAAGAGCAUUGUCCUGGCCAUCGACGCUCUCCCAGAAUACAUUGAUUUCCUCAACUACCUGCAAGAGUCCGGCCUCGAUGUCUACAAAUACGUGAACGCUCUACACGACUUCCUGGGACUGCCCCAGCUUACUCCUCCAUCCAAGCUGAGACACACCAGGAGCAUCCGUUCCAUGGUCGACGAGAUUCUCGCCAUCUUGCCACUGGACGAACUCCGGGCUCUGUUCGACGAGAAGCUGGAAACCAGCCCCGACUUCAAGGAGCUCUACGACAGGAUCAGGUCUCCCGAAUUCCAGUCGAUCGUGGAAACUCUGAACUCGCUGCCAGAGUACCAGGAGCUGCUUCAGAAACUGAGGGACGCUGGCAUCGACGUCGACGCAUUCAUUGACCUGAUUCGCGGUCUUUUCGGCCUCAAGAAGGCCAACCGCAACCUCCAGGAUGACCUCAAUGACUUCCUCGCCCUGAUCCCCGUCGACGAAAUUGUCGCUAUCGUGCUCGACCACUUGGCCAACGACCCUGAGGUGCAGGCUGCUGUUCAGUACAUACUCUCCGAUGACUUCAAGAGCAUUGUCCUGGCCAUCGACGCUCUCCCAGAAUACAUUGAUUUCCUCAACUACCUGCAAGAGUCCGGCCUCGAUGUCUACAAAUACGUGAACGCUCUACACGACUUCCUGGGACUGCCCCAGCUUCCUCCUCCAUCCAAGCUGAGACACACCAGGAGCAUCCGUUCCAUGGUCGACGAGAUUCUCGCCAUCUUGCCACUGGACGAACUCCGGGCUCUGUUCGACGAGAAGCUGGAAACCAGCCCCGACUUCAAGGAGCUCUACGACAGGAUCAGGUCUCCCGAAUUCCAGUCGAUCGUGGAAACUCUGAACUCGCUGCCAGAGUACCAGGAGCUGCUUCAGAAACUGAGGGACGCUGGCAUCGACGUCGACGCAUUCAUUGACCUGAUUCGCGGUCUUUUCGGCUUGCCUACGAGGAAAUUGUAAACAAUGACUGUCAACUGUUAAAUACAAUG
This is a messenger RNA of Schistocerca piceifrons (Central American locust), 1813 nucleotides long. RefSeq lists its product as uncharacterized. Bases 21 to 1784 code for a protein of 587 amino acids. The transcript is spliced from 11 exons. NCBI's taxonomy places the organism in Eukaryota, Metazoa, Arthropoda, Insecta, Orthoptera, Acrididae. The record is from RefSeq and is a predicted model, not a curated record.